Messenger RNA from Salmo salar (Atlantic salmon), 2557 nucleotides. It is a transcript of the gene hnrnph3, whose product is annotated as heterogeneous nuclear ribonucleoprotein H3 (2H9). The record is from RefSeq and is marked provisional. Gene Ontology annotation, molecular function: RNA binding. NCBI's taxonomy places the organism in Eukaryota, Metazoa, Chordata, Actinopteri, Salmoniformes, Salmonidae.
CCUGAGAAGAACUGAGACCGGGGAAAAUAAAUUAGGAAGAGACUAUGUCUGUGAAUGAUGAUGGGUAUGUGGUGAGAAUUCGGGGCUUGCCUUGGUCCUGCACCCAGGAAGAGGUGGCAGGGUUCUUCUCUGAUUGUAACAUCGUCGGGAAAGUGAAUGGAGUGUGCUUCACGUUUUCCAAAGAAGGAAGGCCCAGUGGAGAAGCUUUCGUGGAGCUGAAAUCAGCAGAGGAUUUUAAAAAAGCCAUAGCAAAGGAUAGGAAACACAUGGGUCAUCGCUAUAUUGAAGUUUUCAAGUCAAACCGUAGCGAGAUGGACUGGGUGUUGAAACGCAGCGGCCCUACUGACUACGACAGCUGCAGCGGGUGUAUGAUACGUCUCCGGGGACUUCCUUUUGGCUGCAGUAAGGAGGAGAUAGUGCAGUUCUUUGCAGGUACAUACAUAGGAUUACUUUACUUAAACUAUGAAUGCAAAAACAGGCCUAUUGCUGGAUUAGAGUUCAGUUUUCAAGUAAGUGCAUGACAAGCAAAUACAAUUAAACAUAAUUAAAUCCGUAUUUGGCUUUAUAAGAAUGUGGUGACUUAGUAUAGCAUGAUAUUCAAUCUCUUAUUGUUCAAUAACAUACAUGCACACAAAUGUACAAAUAUCUGUUUAUAAAACCACAUUCAAAGUCACCACAUCUUCUGGAUGGCAUGAUGCUGCUCUGAUGUUACUGUUCUUUGAAUAACAUGAAGUCAAUGUGUUCAUGAAUAAAGUUCAGCAGUAUGUUCUUGGGUCUUUUGGUGUGUCUAAUACUAAGAGAUAUCACAUUGAAAUAGUCAAAUAAAAGCGGAAUGGGUUUUUCUUUUGUACAUAUGGGAAUGUUGCAGCUUUUAACAUGUCUCCCCUUGUGGGGUUAUUUGUCCUUGGGUUAAAGGGUUGAAAAUCGUGCCAAAUGGGAUAACAUUGCCGAUGGACUACCAGGGGAGGAGCACAGGGGAAGCCUUCGUGCAGUUUGCCUCAAAGGAGAUAGCAGAAAAGGCACUGGGGAAACACAAGGAAAGAAUAGGGCACAGGUGGGGACGGAAAGUCUGGGCUGGGUAUUAAUUUUAUGACUAAUAUGGGGCGGGGGGUCAUGCAUCUUUCCUAUAAGUUAAAGAUGGUAUGAUCAUUCAUAAAUCACACUUUGAAUACUUUUUUUGGUUUUGUUACUUGGACAGUUACCAUGCUUAAUCUGGGCAUUGUCUUCCAUUGAAUUUAUUUGUCAAGCAGUGCAAUGGGGGAAAAGGGAAUUAAGAUCAGUGCUGCACAAUUGAGAGCCUUGACAGUACAAUAGAUAUUGUAUGACAGUACCACCAUAGAGCUGUUAAUAGCUGAAUUGUGGGAACUAGGCUAUUUAUGUCAGAGUGCCUUCUAAUACUGCAUCAUGAUGAAAGUGCAAAGUAAAAACCUGCUGCAAUAUUAGCAGUGUAUGUGAAAGCUGUGCCAUAUUGUUACUGCUAUUGCUAAAAUUAAUAAAUUGUAUUAUUCCUUGCCCCUCUAGAUGUACAAUAAAGCUAUCUGUUUGACCCCAACUAUUUGGCUUAGAUAAAGUUGCCCAUAUGAAAUCAUGCACAAUGUCUUGUCUGCUGAUGUUCUCCAUAUGGCUAUUGUCCCAUGUAGUGUUCUUGUCAUAACCCCACCUGCAUUUAAACCCAUUCAGGUACAUAGAAAUCUUUAAGAGCAGCCGGAAUGAGAUCCGGGCUUACUAUGAGCUCCCCAGAAGGAUGAUGGGGCAGAGACCCAGUCCCUACGACAGGCCCAUAAUGGAGCGAGGUGGGUUCUUCCCUGGUCCAGGACGAGGGGGUGCUCUUUUGGACCAAAUGCGUGGAGGAGGCUACAGUGGGGGCUAUGGCGGAUUUGACAACUACAAUGGCUUCAGUAAUUACUGUUUUGGCAAUGGCAUGUUUGAUGACCGAAUAAGGGGCGAUAGAGGAAGAGCUAUAGGUGGCCAUGGCUAUGGUGGUGCAGGUGAUCAUAACUCCCACAGCAGCUCCCACAGCGGCUUCCACAGUGGCCAUUUUGUACACAUGAGGGGCCUGCCUUUCCGUGCCACUGAGGGAGACAUAGCCAAUUUCUUCUCCCCAUUGACUCCUGUGCGAGUUCAUAUCGACUUUGGACCAAAUGGAAAAUCCACAGGCGAGGCCGAUGUUGAGUUUAGGUCUCAUGAAGAUGCUGUUUCAGCUAUGUCGAAGGACAAGAAUCACAUGCAACAUCGAUACAUUGAGCUCUUCUUAAACUCGACUGCUAGUGGAGCAUCUGAAAUGGGCCGCGGCGGCGGUUUCUAUGGUAACUCAGGAGGCAUGGGCUUGAGACGGAGUGGACUGAGGGGGAUGUUCUAAACGGGAGUAAUCACCAUUCUAAACCAAACGUUCAAGUCUUGAAGAUUUGUUUUGUAUUUGAAUGUUUUCACAUGUUCAGAAAAAGUACCUACUUAAAAUAUUUUCCAGUCUCAAAGAGUGGAAUAAAAAGUAUAUAUUUGAGCAGUUGCAUAGGCUAACCAACUAUUGUACAUUUUACUUAAUACAUUUUAUAUUUAA